AUGCGUAAUUCUAACCUUUACCCCAAGGCUGCGCUGUUUGCUGCUAUCGACGUGUCACUGCUGGUGUUUUUCAAAAGUGUCAGCAGCGAGCAGUACCCCGGAAAUAUCUGCAUCUUCUUAAUGUAUCUCAGUCUCCUGCUCAGCUGCUUCUCGGCCAUCAGCGCACUCGACCUUGUCACAGAAUUAGGACUUCUUCCUUUUGAUUCAUCUAUCCGCCGCAUGGAUCGUACACCAACUACGAACCAGUAUGGACGCCGCUCCCAAGGAACACCCGUGAAGCUACUGAACCGAUAUGGCACCAGUUCAUCCCUCAAGUGGCUAAUUGCAUACUGGUACACGACAACGAUCAGUAGUAUGCUGUGUCCUCUGGUGGCUGUAAUUAUAUACAUGGCCAAAAACGAGACAGCAUGGAUGACCGUAAUGCACAACGAUUCAGUGAAUGUAGAAACUAUCGCAGUGGCAGUAGACCAAGCAGAAGAAAUGCAGCCGGAGAGGUCCUUCACUCAGUGUGGAGCUCAGAGCUCUUCGCUUGUACUUGGAUCUCAUGACCACGAUAUCCCGAGGGAGUUGUACGUUACGGUGUGCAUGUGA
Molecule: messenger RNA, 591 nt
Organism: Stereum hirsutum FP-91666 SS1
Lineage: Eukaryota; Fungi; Basidiomycota; Agaricomycetes; Russulales; Stereaceae
Exons: 3
Coding region: 1-591 (196 amino acids)
Source: RefSeq, a predicted model, not a curated record